Molecule: messenger RNA, 939 nt
Organism: Lachnellula hyalina
Lineage: Eukaryota; Fungi; Ascomycota; Leotiomycetes; Helotiales; Lachnaceae
Gene: cyt-2
Product: Cytochrome c heme lyase
Exons: 3
Coding region: 1-939 (312 amino acids)
Biological process (GO): cytochrome c-heme linkage
Cellular component (GO): mitochondrion
Molecular function (GO): holocytochrome-c synthase activity
Source: RefSeq, a predicted model, not a curated record
AUGGGUUGGUUUUGGGCCGAUUCUGAUGUCUCCAUUAUCAAUGCCAGAAGCGCACCUCAUGCGAUCCCCAGUGGCAAUGCUUCACCUCCACCAGCAUGUCCUAUGCACAAGAGCAACGACACCGUCGCUAAACCUCCAACACCUCCCGCCGAAUCCGCUUGUCCGUAUACGCCAACAGACGUCUCCAAGACCAGCGAUACAAAAUCGCUGUCCAAAUACUCCAAAUAUAAUCCCCUAAACUACAUGUUCUCCGACAUCUCCCAAGAGCGCGCCAAGAACCAAACCGUAACCCUUCCCACGGAGCGCGAACCAUCUACAAUCCCAAGGGGCACCGGAGAAGGAAACUGGGAGUACCCAUCACCGCAGCAGAUGUACAAUGCAUUAUUACGGAAAGGCUAUACGGAUACUGAUGCUACAGCCGUAGAGAGUAUGGUUUCUGUGCAUAAUUUCCUGAACGAGGGCGCAUGGGCUGAGAUUGUGGAAUGGGAGCGCAGAUUCGGCAAGGGCUUGGGCAAAGGAUGGGACAUCUGUAAGAAGGGAGAAGCGGCAUCAAUGGCAGGCGCGGAUAUUGGUGCGAAUGAGGAUGAGGUUGCGCAGCCCAAGCUGAUUAGGUUUAUGGGAAGGCCGAAAGAGAUGACGCCCAAGGCCGCUAUGAUACAAGUUAUGGGAUGGAUCUAUCCUAGUGCUUUCGGCACCGAACCUCCAUUUGAUCGCCACGACUGGUUCGUACAGAGAGAAGUCAAGGGCCAGAAGAAGGAAAUUAGAUACGUGAUCGACUAUUACUCGGCCCCUCCUGAGCCGACUGGCGAGCCCGUCUUCUACCUGGAUGUCAGACCGGCUGUUACACCUACACAAGCCGUGGAGAGGAUGAUGCGUUGGGGAGGCGAUGUCUGGUAUCGAGCUUCUGGUGCGGCUGUAAGGGACUCUGGAAGUAAUUAA